Penicillium cinerascens is the source of this 1686-nucleotide messenger RNA. RefSeq lists its product as uncharacterized. Gene Ontology annotation, biological process: transmembrane transport; carbohydrate transport. Bases 1 to 1686 code for a protein of 561 amino acids. The record is from RefSeq and is a predicted model, not a curated record. Gene Ontology annotation, molecular function: carbohydrate:proton symporter activity. Gene Ontology annotation, cellular component: membrane. Lineage: Eukaryota; Fungi; Ascomycota; Eurotiomycetes; Eurotiales; Aspergillaceae. The transcript is spliced from 2 exons.
AUGAGUGACAAGAUACCCUGGUGGAAUGUGGUCCACAAGUUGGAGAAGCGGAGGCUUCUCAUUGCAAUUAACUGCAUUGCGGCGUUGUCUAUUCUCUUCUUCGGUUAUGAUCAGGGAAUGAUGGCUGGUGUCAAUAACGCCAAGGACUAUAUCGACUUGAUGAAAUUCGGAUAUACGAAAGAUGUGGACGGUGAGGCGACUCCCGUCGUCACGAAUUCCUUGCUGCAGGGUGGAAUUGUCGCCGUCUAUUACCUGGGCACGCUGGUCGGUGGUCUAUUCGGCGGAUGGUUAGGAGAUCGCAUGGGAAGAAUCAAGUCCAUUGCGGUUGGAGCGGCCUGGGCUGCUGUCGGUGCAUCUCUGCAGUGCUCUGCCCAGAACCACGAUUGGAUGAUUUGCGCCCGGUUCGUCAACGGUAUCGGAACUGGUAUUCUGAAUGCCAUCGUUCCUGUCUGGGCUACCGAGACCGCGGAGCAUACAUCGCGCGGACAGUUCAUUGCUAUCGAAUUCACUUUGAACAUCUUUGGUGUCGUCUUGGCCUACUGGCUUGAGUUCGGCCUGUCGUUCAUCGAUGGUGGAAAGUCCGCUUUCCGUUGGAGAUUCCCCAUCGCCUUCCAGAUUAUCUUCCUGCUGGUUCUUUUCAGUUCUGUCUGGUUUUUCCCCGAGUCUCCUCGGUGGCUGGUCAAGGUCGGUCGCGAGGAAGAGGCUCGGUAUAUUCUGCAGCGUCUGCGUGGCAGCAGUCCCGAGGACCGUCUUCGGGCGGAAGCCGAGUUCCAGGAUAUUCUGAGCAUCGCCGAGAUGGAGAAGACCGUUGUGCACGGUGACUCGUAUCUCUCAAUGCUGUUCGGCUACAAGUCCGGGGACUUGCACAUCGGGCGUCGCGUGCAACUGGUAAUCUGGCUGCAAAUCAUGCAGGAAUGGGUUGGCAUCGCGGGUGUUACCGUUUAUGCACCCACUAUCUUCAGCAUUGCUGGGUUCGACUCAACCAAGAGCCAGUGGCUCAGUGGCUUGAAUAAUAUUUUCUACAUGUUUGCCACUCUCGUCUGUGUCUUCACUCUGGAUCGCAUCGGCCGUCGAUGGACCUUGUACUGGGGCUCGGUAGUCCAGGGUAUUGCCAUGUUCCUCGCAGGCGGCUUCUCACGCCUCGCCAUCAACGCCAAGGCGGACGGCAACAUGAUCUCCGCUUCCUCGUACGGUGCAGCUGCAGCCUCGAUGAUUUUCAUCUUCACAUCGACCUUUGGUGCCACCUGGCUGACCGUGCCAUGGCUAUACCCUGCCGAGAUCUUCCCACUGGCCGUCCGCGCCCGCGGCAAUGCUUGGGGUGUUGUUGGCUGGAGUAUCGGCAACGGAUGGCUGACUCUUUUGUGCCCUGUGAUGUUCAGUGCUAUUGGCGAGAAGACACUGUACGUGUUUGCCGCAAGCAAUGUGAUCACGAUUCCUAUGGUCUGGGCUCUGUAUCCGGAGAGUAGCCAGCGCACUUUGGAGGAUAUGGACCUGUUGUUCGCGGCUCCUACUCCUUGGACCUGGGACGCGGAGAAGAACUUUGCACGCCUAAAGGCUGAGAACCCUGGCAUGGUCCAGAAUCUCAGCCGCAAGGGUAGCUUGAUGGAUCCCGAGACUGGUAAGAUAUCUAUGGAUGCUGCCAAGAUUGAGGACAACACUGCCGUUGAGCAUGUGGAUCACCCCUGA